This is a messenger RNA of Pleurotus ostreatus (oyster mushroom), 969 nucleotides long. RefSeq lists its product as uncharacterized. The transcript is spliced from 4 exons. NCBI's taxonomy places the organism in Eukaryota, Fungi, Basidiomycota, Agaricomycetes, Agaricales, Pleurotaceae. The record is from RefSeq and is a predicted model, not a curated record. Gene Ontology annotation, cellular component: nucleus. The coding region runs from base 1 to 969 and encodes 322 amino acids. Gene Ontology annotation, biological process: cellular response to starvation; regulation of DNA-templated transcription. Gene Ontology annotation, molecular function: RNA polymerase II transcription regulatory region sequence-specific DNA binding; DNA-binding transcription factor activity, RNA polymerase II-specific; zinc ion binding.
AUGACCACGGAACAACCGAAGGCGGCGACGCCCCAAGAUCAGCCAUAUCCGCCGCCGAUGGUUGCGUACCCCAACCCUCAUUUCACCGGGGGGACCUUCCCGCCUCCGCCAGCACCCCCAGGAGCGUAUCAGCCGCACUUCUUUGCCUACGCGCCGCCCGACGGCACCCACCCGGAGGCCAACGGCGCGAAUGGUGGCGUACCAGUACCCCAAGGUCCCCCGCUCGUCUAUCCGUACCCUCCUGGUGGCAUGAUCUACUACCCGCCCCACCCACCAGGGUUCCCAGUGUCACAGGCGCCUCCUGCCCCCACAAUGAAGCCGAAGCGUAAACAAGUCAAGAUGGCGUGCACGAACUGCGCGACCGCGUGCAAACGCUGCGACGAGAGCCGGCCCUGCGAACGCUGCAUCAAGUACGGCAUGCCGAACACCUGUGUGGACGGGCAGAGGAAGGAGCGGAAGAAGGGCGUGAAGCGUGGGCCAUACAAACGCAAGAACAAGGCGAUGGAGUCGUCUCCUCUCCCAGGCCAUGAAGGAGAGUGGCCAGCCGGCGCUGCACCACCGACCGUCCAUGCAGUCCCCUCCUUCCAUGCGCCCGGUCCCGAAGGCUUCUACCCCGUUUACUACCCCGGGUUCCCCCCGCCUCCGCACAUUCAAGACGGUCAGUCUCCUCCGGAGGGCGCACACUCAGCACAGCCGCCCGUUGUCCCGUUCUUGAUCCCAGCGGGCUUUCCGCCAUACGCUCAUCACUACCCGUAUCCGCCGCUUGCUCCCCAGCCGACCGUCGACCCCGUCUCCACCUCCAGGAAAGCUCAGGAAGAUGAAGGUGCCGCUUCUGGCUCCCACGACAACGACGGAAAAACAAAGAAGAAGAAAUCGAAGACUAAAACCAAGGCCAGCGGCAGUGCCGACCCCGGCCAGCGAACGAAGCGCGCUAAAGCCAGCGAAGAUGAUGGAGUGGAUGACGACUGA